This is a messenger RNA of Anneissia japonica, 12164 nucleotides long. RefSeq names its product KICSTOR complex protein SZT2-like. The record is from RefSeq and is a predicted model, not a curated record. NCBI's taxonomy places the organism in Eukaryota, Metazoa, Echinodermata, Crinoidea, Comatulida, Comatulidae. Gene Ontology annotation, cellular component: peroxisome. Bases 64 to 10875 code for a protein of 3603 amino acids. The transcript has 51 exons.
UUAAUGUCCUAUUCAUUCUUUAACUAAGAUUGUUCCCUGAAUCAUGUCCUCAUAAACACUGUUAUGAUAGCGAUUGUGAGACAGAAAACCCUGAUACACACUUUGAUAAAUUUAAAUCACUUACUCUUAGAUGAGAAGCAGAUUGAAGUGAGACUUGCAUUGCCAUGGAGGCACAAUGAUAGGAUAGAAUACACAGCUAAAGCAACCUGGCCUCUGGAUUCCACACGCCCUUUGACCCAGGUUGAGAUAAUGAUUGAAGGUAGCUAUGAAUUUUUGCAUGACUUGACAUGUCAAAUGAGACCCAGAAAACCAAACUACCGAAUGCUUGUUAUCAAGAAGUUUUGGGAGGCUCUUCGCAGUGUGAAUGAGACUGAUCAACUACUAGAACACCUGCAAUCAUUUGCUAGCAAUGCCAUCUUCUAUACUGUCCCUGAAAGAACAAAGGAAGGUAUGCCAUUGUUGUAUAUGCCACCUGGUUCAGAAACGCCUGUCUUGUCACAGGAUCUUGGCCAUUCAAAAGAUUCAAGAUCCAGGCAGUUUGCUGACUUCUGGAAGCGAAUUUCCUUGAUGGAUCCCAAGAAGUGGCAAAGAUGGUUUCACACACAUCGUAUUGGCAUGGUUCUGACCCACGACAUACCAUUGCCAAAACAUCUGCACUAUGGUAACCACAAUGGAAAAUUUAACAAUGUUCAGAGUAGGCUAGCUCAGAGUACUGUCAACCAACUGCUUCGAACCUGGAGUACAUUUGUGCUGCUGGAAAAUCAUAGCUAUAUUAAGCUCAUGUACAAAGAUGAUGAUGAGAAGAGCCCACCAUAUUCGUUCUACAUCAUCCGUGUCCUCUCCAAGCCCCCUUGUAUGGUGCUACGACUAGCUUUUCUUGGUGGAACAUCUGGCCAUGUUAGAAAUCAGAUUAUGAAAAAUCUUAAGAGCAAACUAGUGAAGUUGGAGUCACCUCAAAGAGCAUCACACUCUCAGAGUAUUUCAUCAGCUCUGAUGUCUAGUGUGAGUUCCAACUCUGCUAGAAGCAGGAGAGUGUCUGGCAGUGCAGCAGCUAAGGAGCAACAGAAGCAGUUUGGAAAUCCAUGUGUAGUUCUAAUAUCCAAACCAACAGAAAUCAUACUCAUAAGAUACGAGUGGAUACCGCAUGAUUUCUUUAAUAUGGAAGCCUCAAUGUCUGUCACGUCCAGUAGUCUUCCGGUGAUAUCUUCCAGUCGUCCGUACCAUCACCAACAUCAUCAUCACCACCACCACCACCACCAACAGCAACAGCCUCCAAAGAGCUUGAACCGCCUAGCAUGUUACUUCCACCAUCGACGCUGGGUAUGGGCUGUGCAGAGGGAUGAAGACACUCCGCAGGUCUCCGAGCAGGCUAUGUCUACCGUGCUGUCAAUUUUAAGGGAUAUCCGACUGAAGGAGGGCUUUCAUUUUGCAUAUUCUAAUUCUGGUAUCAUCAGCUUGAUCAUUGAAUUUCAAAUGAAGGAGUCUUCUGCUGCUGUUCUAUGUGAUGAUGAGCUUGAUAUUGUCAAGUCAAAAACUGUCACAUUGACAGAAAAGCUAGUCCAACAUGAGAAACUUGACAAUAAUACUCUGAAACAGAGUAAACAAUCUGACCAUGGCAAAUCUCAUGGACCCUCAAGUCAGGAAUGUGCACAUCUAAUUGAAGAGAAAACACCUGAGCUCUUAGACGACACAUUGCAUGAAGACACUAAAUUGAAAACCAAAGGUACAUUGGGCUCUAGGAGAAACUCUGACUCAACACACAAAGACUCUGUUUUAGCUCCACUCUCAUCUAAGUGUUCUAACUCUGAGAAGGAUCCAGGGGACAGCAGAAAUGACCAUGAGAAUGAUGAUGAGUUGGAAGCUGAAAAGCUAGACAACUUUCCAUGUCUUCUGCAGUAUGUCAUUUUCCCUGUUCAUCAUGCUUCAAGAGACAGGUCAUUUUUUCCUGGUGUUGAUGAGAAUGCAGAGCUUGAUAUACAGCCUGCUGAGGAAGACAGUAUACUUCACCUGGUCACAGAAUGCUGGAUAGAGCCUCAGAGUGGAAUUGUCCAAGCCACUGAGCAUCAUAAGUAUCUUCAGGGUCUAGCCUAUGAUCAAGUACCAAAUGCUAUUUUCCCGAGGGAUUCAGACAUAAUUUCAACGUUCUUAUCAUAUGAAUCGCUAAAAGCUAAGUGUUCAACAAUAAGUGAAGAUGACACCUUUAAUCAGCCUACCUCUGUUAAAUCUGGCCAUCACACAAAGAAUAGUUCAAACUUAGAUGAUGGACCUAUACACUUUGUACCAUUUGAUGUAGAUUUAAUGAAACUCGUAUCUAAGAGUCAACAGGCAGAAAUGCAUUUUCCAACUUUUAUUGAAGUUGGUGAAAGGAAACCAGAAUCAAGUGCAAUGGUGAAAAUGUCUACAAAUGAACUAUACUUUAGUGAACUUAUCAGUUCAUUUACACAUGAACCUGCUUGUCAUACUAAAUUGAUGUUGUCAAGUAAGGAGAGUGUUGAAUUCCUAGAGCAUCUAGUCAAUAGACAAUUCUUCAAAAUGUCUGGAGAUUCCCCAGGUGAUGAAUUUCAUUGUUCUGGAUUAUCAAAUGUUGCCAAUAAACUUUUUACAGAUUCUCCUCAAGCAGUGCCAAACAUGGUUUGCUUCUUGUACAGCUUAGAAGCACGUUUAAUUUUAACGAUCAUGCCUGCAUCAUAUGAAGAUCUUACCAAGUUUAUUCACCUACAAAAAGUUUUAUCGAAAGAGCCAUCUACUAAAACUAAGUUGUCUGCAAUGGAAGUAAAUCCGCUUGUGAUGGAAAGUGAAAUUCAGGAAACAGAGGAAACUAAUACAAGCAAAAAUGCAAAACCAGUUGAAAAUGAUUCAGGUCCAGGUUAUGAAGAUGAUGAUGUUUUUGAUCCCCCUGUAUCAGAAUCACUGCCUUUACCAGUAUACGUGUAUAACUGUUACCGACCUGACCUAGUAAACCAACUUCUUGGUGAACGAAGAAACAGCAAUCUGAAAGAUACUGUUGAGGAUUUGACAUUCAACUCUCAAGAGAGUUGCACAGUCUGUGACAUCAGAGAAAGGAAUUCAUCUGGCUCCUCAGGGAAGUCACAGCCUGAGUUUGACAGUUAUCGUAAAAAAUUGACAGAUUUUGCGUACCGCAGUUUUGUUAUCAGUGUGUUUCGGAGUCUGCGAAUGCAGCAACAUGUUCAUAAACAUGAUGUGCAAGCGGCCGUAGAUACAUUCUGUGAGGAAUCUCUUCAUCAGGUUGACCUGACAGAUUUUGUGAAAGCUGCAUGUGGCCAUGUGAUGGAGUUCAACAGACAGAUAAAUUUUGAGCAAGGAGAAUUAGAGAAGUUGCCAACUGUCAUAAGAUUUGCAGACCCGAUUCUGAAGAGCAAGAAGCGGACAAGUGUUACAGAUGGACUUUUAUUUUCAACUCAAAGCAUUGAUCAAGUUUCACAAGAAAUUGAUAGAGCAAUUGAAUACAAUAGGAAGAGGGCAUCCUAUUCAUUUCCAGUUGCUAACCUUACAUCCAGGCACACAUGUGAAAUAAGCCCAGGGAUACAUGACACAAUCAAGUCAAAAUUUAGGAAGAUAUUAGGCAAUCAGUUCAAACCAGUUCCAUCCAGUCCAGACUUCUGGUACUUCUGCACACCCAUAAUGGAUGAGGAUUCAGAGUGUGAAUACUCUUGCAACUCUGAUACUGAAGAUGUAGUAAUGAAUGAAGAUGUUUGUGAAAUGUCAGUCAACAUAGGUGCAGAUAUGGCAUCUUCCAGCGGAUCACCCAAUAUGUUGAAUCAUGAUGAAACAUCUUCCAUAUCAGAGGACAAUACGCCAAGCGACCAUAGAUACAACUCUAUUAUGGACACGUACAAAAUUUUAAAACAAUCGCUUACAAGCUCAGAGUUGAGCAUCGAUCGUCCAGAUAGGUAUGGAAGUUCCAACGAAUCAGUGAAUGGAAGUGUGAUAGAGGGCAGUUCACCACUGUUUAUUCAUUUGACCUGUUCAGUAAAAGUGAGAUCUUAUCGAGGUGACCUACAAAUACAAAAUAUCCCAACAUGCUUAGGAGAAGUUAUUGAAUGUUUGGAGGAUGAGGUUGACUGCAUUGACCUCUCUGAUCUAUCAAUCAACCUUGACAUUAACUGCUUGACUCUCCCACCACUGAUUGAAUGGGAUGAAGGUAUAAUGCAAGACAGACGGCGGUACACUUCAUUGUGCGAGUCUACCCCACCCAGCUCACCACCACCUGUGGAUCUAUUAGAUGUCAGUAAUCAUUCUUUUACAACCUCAGAGGCAGAUUUUGGUGUAAUGUCAUCAGGGGAUCCUUUACUGUGUCUUCCAGAACUAGAACAAGCUGCCAUCAGGGAAACAGAAGAACAGAUAAAAUGGCUUCUUCAAAAUGAGAUAGCAUCGGCCAGGAGAAGCACGUACCCAGUUGCAUUGAAUACGUUAGACAUGAUCUCAAAACACAUCAAGGAUUCUACUGGUAAGCCAGGUUGUAUUGCCAAGAAUGUUCCUCUUCAAUUUGUGUUUGGGCCUGAGCAUAGUCUCAAGAAAUUCACUCAGGAAUUUGAGAUUAUAGAACUUAGAACUUACCAACUUACUAAAGUCAAAGAUUACUACUACCUUAUUUGGAACAAUGAAGAAAUUGAGAAAAAAAGAAAAAUGGCAGAAGAAAAACAAGCAAAAUUGAAGAUGAAAAUGAAGAUUGAAAAUGCCUUAUAUACUUUAGGAAGAGAAGAACCAGAACGGGUGAGAAAUGAUGAGAUACCAGGUGAAGAAGUAGGUAAUGAAGAUACCCCAGUAGCAAUCAUAUUUACUCCUCCAUCCCCAAAGAAGCUGCCAAAAAGUAUGAAAGAAAGUCUGAAAAUAGAAAGUGGGUCAGAGUCUGAUCUGGAUGAGGUUACCCCAAGAAUUGAAACUGAAUUGUCAGGCUGCACUAGGUUAAAUUUUGAAACACAGCAUAAACGCCAUGGCAGUGAUGAUGCUGCCAUUCAGUUAGGAUCAUUAAUGGAGAAGGAGACCAUUACAAAACCAGGCCAACGAGAUGUGCAAGCAGCUUUCCCUGUUCAAGAUCUCUCCGAAGAUCAACCACGUAAUGCUGAGGACAAUAUUUCUAGAAGUAGUGGAAGUUCGAUACAGGUGCUUCCAGAGGAAUAUGAGUUGGAGAGGACUUCAUCAUUGGAGGGUGACUGCUCUGUUUUAGAAGAUCUAGUAACUUCUUUAGAAGAAGCUAAGAUUGAGGGUGAAAUAGUAAGAGAGAGUGCAAUUAGAUCAAGGGAUUCCAGCAUUGUUGUACUAAAUGAAUUUGUGGAUAACUUCAUUAGUGAAGAUGUAAAUGAGGAAGGUGAGAGUACAAUACAAGGCGAUGAAGAGGUAGAAAGUGAUGAAGAGGAAGAAAAAGUUAUUACAGCAAGGCAGACAAGCAGAAGCUCGACUGGAAGUACUAUUACUUCUGGUGUUGCUUCUAAUGAAUCAGCCACUGACAUGGCAGCAUCUCAAAAUGACACUAAAACUUUGAAUGAAAAUGAUCUUCUAACUUACUCGUCUUCAGAACCUGCUGGUGAGAUUAACAUCAGUAAUUGUGCCAUCACAAAAGGUCAAAGAGAAGAACCAUUUGGUACUGCAGAAUCAACAUCCCUGCAUCACUUGAAGAUGGAUGGAGUUUCAUCAACAUCAACUCAUAAUACUCCACUAUCAGCUUCAGGGACAGAGUCUCCAACAUUUGCCUUCAGUAAUCGACUUAAACUCAAGAAUACCAGCUUAGUAUCUGCAGUCUCAAGCGGAACACCAAGUUCUCAGAUCAGCUACACCAGUCAAGAAGAUGGAAGUUGGGAUGAAGAAAAAGGUUAUGAUGCUGACUUUAGUGGUGAUGAUGAGGAUGAAUUAGGGCAGACACUAUAUCCAAAUAGUGACUUGAGUCAACUGAAAAUACCAGAUUUCUGGCUCAUUGCAAAGAUUGAUGCUGACAAAGUCAAUGUUUACUUUCAUACUGGGAUUAGCCAAGAAGAUGAUUUGAGAUAUCAAGAGCAAUAUGAUGUCCUCAUGAACUUGAUCAGUUGUAUUCAAAAAACUUGCAGAGUUGUGAACCAGAGUUUAUUGUUGUCUGAUUUGAAUGAGACAAGACUCUGCCAUACUCUGCUUGUGCCAGAAAGUGAUGAGGACAUUUGGAAAACAGACAAGAGAACAAGAUCUGAAAUUGAAGAUGAAGACUUUGAGAACCCUGGUUCAAAGAAGAAAGGCUAUUUAGCUGCUUCGAUGUCAUCUGAACCUGGUGUGUUUGCUUGCAAUGAAGUAUUCUCGAUCAACAUUCCAAUACACCCAAGGUUGAAGUCGACAUCCACUGAAAGAAUGUCAAAAGGCCUUCUCCAAGUCAUUAACACACUAUCAGCAUUUUCUGUUAAUAAUCGGAAGAAUAUGUUUGUAUACAAAGAUAAAUCAGAUUGUGUGUUCUACCUGAGACUGUCUGAGACAACUGUUUGGAUGUCUGGAGGAAAUUCACCUACAGAUAAUAUGCUCCGUACAGCAGAUGAUGCUUUAGCAUCCAGGACUUCAUCUGUGUCGUCAUUGCCAGCCAUUGAUGUUGAUGAUAGUAGUAGCCAAUUGGUAAGCAAUUUAAACAACAUUAAUUCUGUAACUCUAAAGACUGACUUAAGUAGUGGAAGCCAUGGUUCAGGAAAUAGAAAUCAACACAUGGUUCAUGUUGCCAUAUAUGGCAUCACAGAAGCCAGUCCAGAAAUCAAGGAGGAACUGAUUAUGGUGUUGAAGAAUAAGAUCAACAUUGUUACUCUUAAAGUGAUCACUGUCAUGUUGGUCCGUAACCCACAAUGUAAGCUGACACCAGAAGAUGUCCAUUUUAUUCAACCACCCAAAGCCAGUGAAAAGCGACCAUCUUUGACAAAGGCAAGAUUUAGUAGCAUAGAGGAGGAUAGUGAACAGAUAUCAAUACCAGACACCGGGAAAAAAAAUAUUGAAGAACAAGAUUCGGAAGAAUUGUUGAAUGAUCAAGGAGAACCAACUGACAUCUUGAUGUUUACCAUUCCUAUGUCGAGCAAAAAGCAUCUGUCAAGUAUCAAGUACUAUCUGCAGCAGAAUUUGCUUCAGUUCUUACAUAUGCCCAAGUAUGUUGAUCAGCGACAAAAAAAUCACUCAGAUCAUUUUAGAGCCUAUCAUGAUGAGGAUAGUAGCAAGAAUGUUUAUCUGUAUAUUAGACCACAACCCUCUGGAGGACUUGGCAUUGCUUGUAUUUCUAUGUCAACUGUGAUGAUAGGGGCUGAUGGGAAAAGUAAGCUAAUGAACCCAUUAGCUUGUCUCAAACCUUUGCCUAAUUCUUACAAGGAACCAGUUCAUGUUAACGUUUUUGAUAGUCUAACCAGUACAGAGAUAUAUCAUGUGCAGCCUGACACAAAGAAACCUGGUCCGACUUCAUUGAUUGAGUUCAGCAUCUGGGAACGUGGUGAUGUAGACAUGCCUAGCUUGACUCAGAAGCUUCUCAACUCUGUCCGCCAUUCUUUUUGUGAUGCUGUGAUGGAGUACUUGAUACUGACUGCACCUAUGGGCUUCACCCCAGAUAUGCAAACCAGAUGCUACAACUUUCCUACCUCUCCACCAAUAACCCCUACAGGAAAGCUAGAACUUGCAUAUCCUGCAAGUAAACUGGCUGUAGAUGCAGCAUUGUCUUCUAGUAGCUCCCCUGUAAACAUCAAGCGAUCUAUGUCAGUUGGUGAAGUGAGUUUAUUCUCUCUUCCGGAAUCUAGAUUCUUCCAAAGGUUGCAGAAGUUAUCAACCAAUCAACAACCAGGAAUUCCUUCCAGAGAAGGUACACCAAAAGAAUUCAAGCGUUCACAGUCUGUGUCCACUGAAGGUAGUGCUCCAUCUGAUACACCACCAAAAUCUAAGAAAGGCAAUGCACAGCGAUGUACUACUGCUGGUGAAUCACCUAGGUCGUCACCCAGACCAUCUCCUAAACCAUCUCCAAGACCAUCACCAAGCCCAUCACCAUCAAUCAGUCCCUCUAAGCAAUUCAAAGAUGAAUCAGGUCAUGUUCCAAUAUGGAGGCAACAAGAGAUAGAGAGCCGUCAAUAUCAAGCCCUCUGCAAUCUUUAUCACGAAGUAGAAGAAGGCAUCACUGGCUGUCUGCACCCAGUCUUCAAAGAAACUGCCAUUGAUUGGCUGGAAUUUGAGCACAGUCUAGGUGUUCCUGCUGUGCAUAGGCAGAAAUUGAAUUUGUCGUCAAGGUUUGCUGUGCAAACUGUGUUGCACGAGUUCCUCCAAUUCCUUUACACUAACAAUGGAGACAGUGUCUAUAAACUUUAUAAAAAAAAGGGUGAAGAAUUCAAUCUGCUGAAUACUGAAAAGGUCAAUGGCUCUUCUAAAACCAAGGAUGGGAAGCCCUUGGAAAGUGGUAUGGAAUGUGAGGAAAACCAGUUGCCAUGCCAUGUAGAUGACUACAUGCUGAUUGGUCGAAAUAUAAAGCAAUGGCGUAGUAGUAUGCUAUACAAUACUGAGGAAGCUCUGAGUAUGCCAAGUCUCAUAAACUCUAGAACUCACAAGAGUGUUCAGAAGUUUGAUCCAUUGAUUACAAGUUCGUUCAAACCAAAAGAGCUUUGUCUCAACAUCCCUAAAGAUAGCAGUUACCAGAAACAGAUAGAGGCAUACUCCAUACCAAGACAGCGACUAUUACUGAUGCAAGUCAAAGAUACAGAGUUGACUCUGUAUACCUAUAACUGGUCAGUAGAAAAUGUGAAUCAAUUAGAGAAGACUCUCUUUCGUCUUAUUCGCUGGCAUAACUCACGCUCCAGUCUUCUUAACAGUAUCAUCUAUCAAAAAAUGGGGCUCUUUCAUUUAAAAAAAAUGGUACAGCCUUCAAACGGACAGAGAAAUUUAUUCCCACAUUCAACCCCAGCAGAGAUUGAUGAACUAGUGCGAAACAGUACACCCCCAAGACGAGACCCCGAUACACGCCAAUACAACCUUCAUGGGGUAAACCGUGCUAGCCUUCCUGGUUUACCCUCCUUAAAUGAGGUGUUCCGUAAUGCUAGGGUUAGGAAAGCGAUGCAGUAUUGUACAUAUGGCACAAAGAAAGACCCUUUGGUACAACAUGGCUCACAACUACAAGAUGUCUACCAUAUUGCUAAAAAAGAAGCAGAGAAACAGUUUAAACUUCAACGUUUAUAUCUUGAGUGGCAAAAGCGCCUUCCCCAGCCGAUUUCUAAUGAAAUGUUGGGGCUGUUAAAGAAGAACUCACGUCUUAUCCACUACUGUUGUACUCCAUUGCUGUUCAGCCCAGUUUGGAGACAAUUAGUGAUGAAUAGUGAAAGCCAAGUAAUGGCACAGACCCAGCCCAAGUCAGAGGAACCAUGGCAUAUUGAGCUUAGAUCAUCAUAUGUUACUCAGUAUAUUACGUACUUACAGAGAUGCCUAGGAUUUUUCCAGAUUCAAACCAUUGAUGCUUCUCCAAGGAAGAGUGGGCAGAGGUUUGCCAGCAGACGUUCAAGUAAUUUUUAUUCAGUGGCCUUCCUGAGGAAAGUGGUGCCUGGAGGCAUUAUUUUACUACAACUUGCUUUUGAGGAUGCAUACUUUUGUGUGAUGCUUUAUGCCUUUGAAAGUUCACGAUUACCAGCUGGCCAAGAAGUCAACUCACAGUUGUCUAUGUUGUUUACGGAUGAAGUAAAUAAAUUAAAGGACACAAUCCACCUACACUCAUUUACAUAUGACUUCCAUUUAAGGAAGAUUCAGUCAUGCAUAUCACCUGCAAGUAGGAUUAUCUUCAAGUCAGAUUAUCAUGUCACCAGCUUCUUAGACGACUUCAUAAAAUAUUUUGAAGUUCUUCCAAACUUUUCUCGCAAUGAGAUAUUCAAAGGAACCGAGGAGUUUAAAAGUGAAAGCACAGCAGCUAGUCUGUAUCAUUACAUUGUAGACCAAUGCAACUCUCACCAUAUGUCAAGACUACGUAUGCUAAAGGUUGGCUCAAAAGAAGGCAAUGAUGAACAUGAAUUUGCCAUAUUUAGUUUCUACCAGAGAAAAUUGCCAAGAUCGUCAAUGGACAUGACAUCAGAUGAAUAUGAUGUAAGCCUCAUUGUGGAUCGUGAGCGAGAAGAACAGAUAAAAACCGGUGUUUCAAAGACACUUAGGUUAAAGUAUUACGUGAUUGUGACCAACAACAAAGAGCUGUUCCCCAAACUGUCAGUAAGCAGUUCACUAGGAAGGCUCCACUUCAGGGAUAAACUGCCAAAGGAGACAUCACAGAGCUAUCACCAAGUCCGUAAGGAGGCUAGUGUAGCCAAAGAUAAGAUCAUGAAAAUGGUAAAACAGGGGGCUUAUAAUUCACGUCGUGACUUUCUCUGGAAAUUGUUGCCUUCUGGCGAGAAGAUGGAAGAAGAGACUACUGUCAGAAAAAAGAGGAGAGAGACUGUGGAAGAUGAAAGCAGAAAAGGACGAAGGAGAGAUACAGUCGAGGAGGAUGCAAAGAUGCAGGAAAAAACACUGAGUUAUGCAGAACUCAAAGAGUUACUGGGAAUGGUGCACCACAACCCACUAAUUGGCAUUGACUCUCAACUUAGUAAAAUACUGGACAUGCCUGUCAGCUGGUUUGAAGUGCUCAUGAAAGCUCUACAAUGCAAGUUUGCCAAAUCAUGUAGUUUAUUUGCCAGUGAUGAUCGCAACCAGUUGCAUCUAGUGAUUCUGAAUCCAAACAAUCUUGACAUGCUUGUCCACAUCAGCAUUGAUAAAGUGGCAAAAAAGUCUGAAUUAAGUUCUGUGGUUCGAGAGCCUACACAUGAGCAGAUGCCAUACAAACAACCUCAACAGGAGCAAGUGUCUGUGUAUAGCACACAGCACAUUGAAAAUAUCGUCAGCUUCAUCUGCUACCACUUAUGGUCCUGUAUUCUCUAGAGUGUUAUAUGAACACAAUUUAGCGAUAAAGUAGAUAAUAGUGGCAAUGAACUUACUAGACAUAAGAUAGUAUAAUACAUACUCCAAGAAUAGAAAUGCACGCCAUCGUGCAUUUCAAUACUUGAAGUAUGUAUUAUACAUUGGCAUAUUGUACAAUAUUGCCACAGAUCUACGAGAGUAGAUAAAAAUGUGUUCAUGUAUUGGGAGAUUUUAUCAUGAGCAAAGGUGCUGAAAUUUAUUCAUUUUACAAGAAAAAGUGCACUUUGUGCUUUAUAUCUAAACAUAUUUUCAUCUCAAAAACUUUUUGUGACUGCAAAAGAAAACACACGAUUGUGCAUGUCGACUCGGUGGUUCAUUACAAAAUGAACCUCACUGCACUUGACGGUCGUUGGCGGACGCGAAUCUAUGGAGAAAACAAUGCAGAUCAUUUUUAAUGACAAUCUGUUCAGACUGCCACCGACCGCCGUACAACACAGUGAGUGCCUGGCUGAACGUUCAUUUAAGUCCGGUUGAUUUAAAUCCGGUUCUCAUCUCCCUGACCACAAUCAAAAUUUUAAAACUCAGCAACAUCCCCCAACUUAGGCUCACCUUGGUUGCACACAAUUUAGAGUGGUUUAAAAAUGGACCCAGGCAGGAAAAGGUUGAACCCCUGGGUUUUAAAUGUACUUCUUGAUAAGCAGGUAAAGUUUUUUUGAUAUUCCUGUUUUCAUUUUCUUUUCUGUGUGUGGUUAUCCCAAUUAAUUUACCUUUACCACUAAAAAUGUAUAAAACAUACAGGAAACUAUUGCUUGAUUUAAUUUUCAUUUAAAACAGUAUCCAAUUCAAUAUUCAAAAAAAAUAAAUAAAUAAAUUUAAAAAAAAAAGAAACGGAUUGCACAUGAUGAUUCGGUGCUUCCAUUACAACAUGAAUCUUGGAAUUUCUAUUAAGGGCUUUGUUGUAUCUUUUUCUGAUGGAUGUGUGAAUUUUAUUUACUAACUUUUAAAAUUGGUCAUGUGGCAGUAGGUACUUUAUUAAAGUAUGAAUACUGUAUUUUUGUUUGUACUGUAUAAUAAACAAAACAUUUAUAUUAGAAUAUUGCAAAGUUCCAUAUGCUUCUGCAAUGGUACAGUACAUCAUUGUGUGCUAUUUUUAAAAAGCACUGAAUCUAUCCUUGUCAUCUUAGUAUGUAAAAUAUAGACCUCUGGCUAUCAUUUUAAAAUGUUGUUUGAAUUAUUUUGAUAAAGAUAUAUCUUUUAGUACUAUAGAUAUUGAAUACAUAUGAAAUAAAAAGUUGGUUGAAUAUACAUAA